AUGAAAGCAAUGAGCCAGAAGUCACAAGUUAGCACAGAGGGCGGAAACUCGCCCUUCACCAGUCACGAGGGUGUGGAGGCUAAGGAGGGGGGCUUGGGUGUCUGCAAGGUGGCACAUUACACGGCACAAAACACGGCAACAACGGCGGCCAGAAUUUUCUCUCGUUUGGAUAGUGUCGAGGAGGUGCAACGCAGUCGCAGUGGCAGCGCUGUUGGAAUAGCGCCGGCCGGCGGUUCAGGUGCAAGUGCAGCAGGUGGAGCAGGUGGAGCAGUGGCAGCGGUGGCAGCAGCAGGUUCACCGGCCAGGGCUGUCCAGCAGCAGCAGUACGGAGGCGGCGGUGUGGGCGUGGCUGCUGGAGUCGGUGUGGGUGUCGGUGUCGGUGUGGGCGGACGUCAUCGCAGCGGCAGCACAGUGUUAGACCUGAGUCAUAGUAGAAGCAACAGCAGCAGCAUCGGCAUCGGCAUUGGAUCACCAGACAUAUCUGGCCUAACACGAAAGUUCUCUGCCAUCGGCACUGGAUUUGGUAUUGUGAAUGGCAUCGGCGAAAACCCAUCAUCCUCAUCACCAUUGGCACAAUCAUCUGCAGUGAAAUGCGACACAUAUAAUUUGGCAAAACUUGGAGGUGGUGUGGGCCCACAAUCAUCAGCAGCAGCAGCAACUGGAGCCAUACCAAAGGGUAGCACUGGACAAUUGGCUGGGGAGGCUGGUACUGGAUGGAGCCGCAUCAACAUCAUUAUCAUCGUCAUCGAGCCCAUCAUCAACGGCAGCAAUUGCAGCGGCGGCUGUCGGGGAUCCAUCAUCAGUCAUAACUGGAGGCUCAAGUGGCUCGGCCCCGACCAUUGGCAGUACACCGAUUGCUGUCCCCAAUCCCCAACCCGGUCCCAAGCGUCAGGGCAGCUUUUCGAAUGUAUUCUCGAAGCUAAUUGA
Messenger RNA from Drosophila willistoni, 927 nucleotides. Its product is annotated as fibroin heavy chain-like. The record is from RefSeq and is a predicted model, not a curated record. Lineage: Eukaryota; Metazoa; Arthropoda; Insecta; Diptera; Drosophilidae. The transcript is spliced from 4 exons. Bases 1 to 927 code for a protein of 308 amino acids.